GAAACGCGCGCGCGACGAGCCGCCUCACCUGGAAGAUAAUAAGAAAUAUAUAUAUCGACAACUACACCCUUCGACAAGCGAUGUCGUCAAGGCCGUCCGCGGCGAACACCUACACCCGCUCCGCCAUCCUGGCGUGGGCGAAUGCCGUCUUGCAACGGUCACACCUUACCUUCCACGACAUCCCGUGCCACGAUGUCGCGUUGCUCCUGUUCGGCAUUUUUCACGCCACCGACGUUCAAAUCGAGUCGUGCGUCAGCACCAAUGACGCGGUCGGUGUGCCGCUGCUGUCCGCUGCGGAGCUGCGCAGGCACGAUGCAGUGCACCGCGUCACGUGUCGGCGAUACCUGCAGCUCCUCCAGUUUCCACCAGCAGUCACAACGACAGCAGCAGCAGUAGUGGGUAACGCCUCCAGCGCGGCGUCGGUGUCUUCUGCUGUCGCCGCAUCCGUUGUCGCCUCGGCGGAAGACCGGAGUGGCAGCAAUGCGGUGACGCAGCUGCGAAACGCAGAGCACGUUCUCGCGCUGAUUCGCGCGCUCAGCUCUGAAGAGGCGGAGCAGCUUCGUGCUGGCAACUCCUGCUCGGACGGGCCGAAGGAGCAGGACGGCGACAUCGACGCAGAGGGCGCGGUGAACACCGGAAAUGCCGCCAACGUGGUGCUUCUCCUCGGUCCGUCCAUGACGGCCAACGCGUGGCUCGGUGGCAACGCCUUUGUGGAGGAGCUGAAGCUGUGGCGGUGGGUGCGGCUCAUGGCGGACCGUCACCGAUGCACAGUGACGUCCAUUCGCACCACCAUCGCAGCGUACCUCCAGCACGAUGUCCUUGAACCGCUGCGCGCUGUUCCGCCGACGGUGUCGUCGUCAUCGUUGUUGUCCACCGUCUGUGGGACAGCGGGAAAGCGUUCUCGGUCAAGCUCGCCAGAGCCAACAGAGGAGCAGGAUGAAGGGGGAGAAAAAGAGCACGCUGAGGACUCCUCCAUUGGACAGACACACACGGCGACGGGCCGUCACGCAGAUGGGCUCAACGUUUCAGAGAACACCGCGGAGGUGCAGCAACAGCAGCGGCGGCGGCUUGAUGCUUCCCAACCCCCCGUGGCUCCGCUCCUCACCUCCACAGCAUCUACAACCCCGUUCUACGGGUCGGUGUCUCCUGUACAUGCGCUGCUCUCGCCCAUCCGCGGCACCGACCGACACGAGCGCGAUGACGGCGAAAGCCUCUCCUGCUCUUCGACCUCCGCCGCCGCAGCAGCGCUCGCCCUUCACGAGGCAACGGAGGCCACGACUACCUCGUACGUCGCACAGACGCUCCCGCUGCAGAACGCGUUGCGUGUGGCGCGGUCAACGUUGGAGUGCACGCUUCGCGACGCCGCCACCGUGACGGCCGCUGAUACAGAAGUCGUAUCGGCACACUCCUCCACCGGAGCAGCGGAAAACCUGUGUGACGGUGCUGGCCAGAUGUCCCUCCACCCUUCUGCACCGCCGGCUGUCCACAAUAACGGUGAAGCGCAGGAGGUGCUGUGUCGUCGGCGGAUGGUCGAACACGUCUUUCCGGUCACCGCCAUCACAGAUGGUCGUGCACAAGCGGACACGCGUCGUGGCAGCGGGGGAAGCGGUGGUGGUGCGGUGCCGAACUCGUCUGCGUCUGCGCUCACGGCGCCCUCCUCUUGUUGUGUGUGUCCGGCCGUGAUGGCGCACGCUAUUCAAUGUAACUUGAACGCCAUCGAUGCGUUGGAGGAGGCCCGAGUGAAGGCGAUAGCGGCGUGCAUGAAGAAAGACCCGGUGGCGCUGCUGGCUGCCCUGCAGAGUAUUGUGUGA
Molecule: messenger RNA, 1811 nt
Organism: Leptomonas pyrrhocoris
Lineage: Eukaryota; Euglenozoa; Kinetoplastea; Trypanosomatida; Trypanosomatidae
Exons: 1
Coding region: 81-1811 (576 amino acids)
Source: RefSeq, a predicted model, not a curated record